This is a messenger RNA of Aphanomyces invadans, 1272 nucleotides long. RefSeq lists its product as hypothetical. The transcript is spliced from 6 exons. Lineage: Eukaryota; Oomycota; Saprolegniomycetes; Saprolegniales; Verrucalvaceae. The coding region runs from base 1 to 1272 and encodes 423 amino acids. The record is from RefSeq and is a predicted model, not a curated record.
AUGGGCGGAUCCACGUUCACGCUCGAAAGGAAAGAUUUUCAAGUCCCCAAGUAUUCGCAGUACGCGAACAACUACCACGUCACCUUUCACAAGGUGAACAAUCCGUCCGUGGCACGUGCGAUCGUGAAACAAUUGGCGUUGUCACCUCCGGUGGCUUCACUUCCCAAGGACGAUCCUCCCUUGCGGGAAAUCACCGUCAUCGACCCAGCUGAUCAACCAGUUGCCCUUGUGUUCCAACACAAGAUUGCAGUGUUGAACAAGCAUUCCCCGGGAUUCAACGACCAAUACAACUGCUGGUACCUCCUGUUAUUGGACUGCGACAUGUCGAUUGAACAAGGACACGGUGGGGCGCCAACAAUGGAAGACUAUGACAUGGGUGACGCUGCAGUCAGCCCGCCAGUCGUUUUGAACGCAAACGAGGUGAAUGCUAUGGAAGGCAUGGACACUCCACACCAAAUCCAGCUCGAUACCGCUCCCGAAGUGGAGGAGCAAUACACUUCUCCGCUGGAAUUCCAACCGGUUACGGGCGACCGGUUCAACCCAGCUCCCAAGCGGCCAUUGUCACCUCUGUCACCGCAAGUAACAACGUCAAACCGCAAUGCAUUGCUUCAAGAAGACGACUUGGAACUUUCCUUCGAAGGCUAUGCGCUGCCUAGGUCAAAAAUUGCGCACUUUGAACGGGCGACCAAGCUGAUUCGAGAGAAGGAUGUCGAAUCCAACAUCUUGGCGUGCACUCGCUUGCUCAAUGCCGAGCCGCAAGUGGUGGCGCAUUCCAUGUACCCAGCGGAGGCGGAAUUUGGAUUGUUGAAGGCUCUGGCUUCCACCCGCACCAUUCACCGUCUUAUGGCCUCUCACACUGAGACCGGCGACAGCGGAGACUACACGACGUACUUGCCGUUCACGCCAAAGGCUGCCAAGAUCAGCAAGAGCUUGCCCGUGAAUUGGCGGCCAAUCCAGCGGAGUCCACUGUUCGUUUGGCACUGGAACGCUCCGUACUUGUACAACAACCUCGACGCUCUGGAUCACUUCUGCGGCCAACGUGCCACACGGUGGGCGACUGGCGAUGUCCUGAUGGAUUUGUCAAUCCUGAAGGUGGCGAGAACUCUCUACCCAAUUCUCAAGAGCAUGAACCUGCCAUCGUUUAUUGGGGGCACACUAGAGUUCUUGGUGGAAACGAUUAUGGAUCACUCCACCAACCUCGACACUCUGUGCGACGAAGCGACGCACUCCAUGCAAGCCACAGCGUGGGAAGACCUCCAGGUCUCCGCGUAA